AUGGAGUUCUGCCGUCACACAGCUCAACAGUUUCCCCUUGUUCUCAAGAACUUCUUAUCGCCCCUCCCUCGCUCCUGGUGUCUUGCUCAUCUCUUCGCCACCUUACCUCUGCUGAAUGCAAGCCUUUUGCCCAGCGCAUGCUGGGACAGAUGGCAGCGCACAGGGGGGAGGGGGGCGACGGUGCAGAGGCUGUUGAUUGAUGCUGGAAGAGGGGAUGCUUAUAACGGGGAUGCGUUCAGAGAGUCGGAGAUGACCGGUGGGGAUGCGUUGGAGGCGAUGGCUCGUCCACCCAGCAGUACCUUGCCCCUUUGUUUCACACUGCUCCCCGGCCCUUUCCCACCUCCAUCAUCCAUCGCCUAUCCUCAUCCCUUCCCCCCAUUUCCUUCCUCCAUCCCCUCCCGUCAUCCCCUUCCCCCAUUCCCUCCGCCAUCUCAAUGCCCCGGCCCCUUUCUCCAUCCCUUCCUCUCAUCCCUCGCCCCAACCCCUCCCUCGGCCCAACCCCUCCCCCCAUCCCUCGCCCCAUUCCCCCCCUCAUCCCUCGCCCCAUUCCCCCCCUCAUCCCUCGCCCCAUUCCCCCCCUCAUCCCUCGCCCUCAUCCCCCCCCCAUCCCUUCCUUUGGCCCCUCCCCUCAGACUGGGCCUGGGCGCUCGCUUUGUCUCGCACAGCCAAGCCAUGGGCGCUGGGGGCACUGGGGAGGAGGAAGGGGAGGGGGAGGGGGAAGAGGAGGGGGAGGCAGGGGGGGAGGAGGGGGAGGGGGAGGGUGGGGGGAGGGAGUGGCACAGGGGGGUUAGGGGGAGAAGGGAGGAGGAGAUAGUGGGAGGAGUGGGAGAUGGGGAUGGGAGUGACGAUGGCGGGGAGGAGAGCCGGGCAGGGCGGUUUGGGAGGAGGGGCAGCACAGGCAGUAGUGUGGAGGCAGCUGUUGGGAAGAAGCGUAAGAGCAAAGGGUAG
Messenger RNA from Closterium sp. Naga37s-1, 948 nucleotides. The record is from the annotation of a GenBank genome assembly. NCBI's taxonomy places the organism in Eukaryota, Viridiplantae, Streptophyta, Zygnematophyceae, Desmidiales, Closteriaceae.